Molecule: messenger RNA, 2388 nt
Organism: Camellia sinensis
Lineage: Eukaryota; Viridiplantae; Streptophyta; Magnoliopsida; Ericales; Theaceae
Source: RefSeq, a predicted model, not a curated record
UUCUUCUCUAGUCUCUAUUUUUUUCUUGCCUUCUCUUGUCCUGUUAAAAAAAUAAUAAAAAAAUAAAAAAAAUAAAACAUCUUGUUGAGUCAAAUGUCGAGUGCUGAAAGUGGAAAGAAAGAUCCAGCAUGGAAGUAUUCAACGAUGGUAAAUCUUGGAAACCUAAGUAAGUAUGCAAUUUUUGUGGAAAAGAGAUGAAUAGGGGUGUUUGUUGAGUUAAGCAACAUCUUGUUGGAGGGUAUAGGAAUCCCAACUUAGGUUAGAGAUGAGAUUUCUGAGUUUAUGGCUAAAAAAAAGCAAGUUAAGGAGCAAAUCAACUUGAUCCCUGAUUUUGAUGAUAUGGUUGAUGAAGAAGAUUUUGAGGAUGGGGAUGAUCUUGUAGAACUCCCUCAGCAUGGUAAAAAGUCCAUUCCUACUCAAGGUUCUACUGAAAGAACCAGCUCUGGUUCUGUUCAAUCCAAACUUAAAAGGCCUAGGAAGAUAGGGCCUAUGGAUUGUUUCUUCACACCUGAUCCAGAUGUGGUGGCGCAAAAACAAAAAGGUAAGGGGAAGCAAAGUAAAAUUGAUGAAAAUGAUCCCUAUAAGAAAGAGUUAAUGGAAUGGGCGUAUGUUAGAAUUGCAAUAUGGAUGUAUGACAUUGGGAUUCCUUUCAAUGCAGUGAAUUAUGAUAGUUUUGGGCCAAUGAUUCAAGCUAUCGGGCAAUUUGGUCCUGGUUUGAAACCACCAACUUAUCACAUGAGACGAGUUCCUUACCUCAAAAAAGAAGUGAAUCAUGUUAACAAAUUGAUGAAGGAACAUAGAGACGAUUGGGCAAAGUAUGGAUGUUUUAUAAUGUGCGAUGGUUGGACAGAUAAGAGAAAUAGGACUUUGCUUAAUUUCUUAGUGAAUUUUCCCAAAGGCACCAUGUUUAUUGAAUCCAUUGAUGCAUCUAGUUACUCAAAGGAUAGAAAUAAGAUGCUUAAUUUGCUUGAUAAUUUUGUGGAGAAAAUUGGAGAAGCUAAUGUGAUCCAAGUCAUCACGAAUAGUGCGGCAGCAAAUGCAUUGGUAGGUAAAAAUCUUUAGAAAAACUUAUUAUGUUAUUAUUUUGCAACAUAAAUCAUUUUGUUUCAUAUCAUUAAUUUUGUGUUUUGGUUGUUACUUCUAAUAAGGAAGUUUUUGGAGACAAAGAGACCCCACUUGUACUAGACGCCUUGUGCAGCCCAUUGUUUGGAUUUAAUGUUGAAAGACAUCUUCAAAUUACCCAAUUUUAGGAAGACAUUUGAAAGGGCAAUUGGGAUACAUGGUUACAUUUAUAACCGACCAUCUUUGUUGAAUAUGAUGAGGUGUUUUACUCAGUUGAAGGAGUUAGUUAAGCCUGCCAAAACUAGAUUUGCAACGACUUUCUUAACUUUACAAAGGGUUUAUCAACAAAGGAACAAUUUGAGGAAGAUGUUCACUUCAGAGUGGACCAAAAGCAAAUGGGUAAAGGAGCCACAGGGUAAGAAGACAGCUCAAAUACUACUAAUGCCUUCAUUUUGAAACCAUUGUCACCUUGCCCUCCAAUUUUCAUGUCCUCUUGUUCAUGUACUAAGAAAGGUUGAUGGUGAAGAAAAGCCUCCAAUGAGUUACAUUUAUGAGGCUAUGGAUAGGGCUAAGGAAGCUAUUGCAAAUAGCUUCAAUGGAAAUGAAGAAAAGUACAAAGAUGUGUUUCAAAUCAUUGACCAAAGGUGGAAUAUUCAAUUGCAUCGCCCUUUACAUGCAGCUGGGUUUUAUUUAAAUCCAGAAUUUUUUUACAAAGAUCCAAGGGCUAAAAAGCACAAAGAAAUCGUAUCAGGCCUAUAUCAAUGUAUAUCAAGGUUGAUCCCAACACUAGAGGUCCAAGAUAAAGUUACUGCACACUUGAAAAAAAUAUGAAAAUGCUAAAGGACUUUUUGGAAUACCUAUGGCAAUUAGACAAAGAAAAUUAAGUUAAUAGUCAGUUCCUUAUAGUUUAAUUAUCUGUGAAGUGUUAACUAAUAAUCAUUUACAGCUGAUUGGUGGAGUUCUUAUGGUCAUGAUGCUCCUGAGUUGCAACAAUUUGCCAUUAAAGUUCUUAGUCUUACUUGUAGUUCAUCUGGUUGUGAGCAGAAUUGGAGUGCGUUUGAACAUCUUCACAGCAAAAAGAGAAAUAGGCUAGCUCAAAAACGUCUCAAUGAUUUGGUCUUUGUCAAGUAUAAUAGAGCAUUGAAACGUCGAUACAUUUCACGUGGCAAAUUUGAUCCCAUCUCUUUGAAAGAUAUUGAUGAAAGCAAUGAAUGGCUGAUUGGGAGGAUGGAGAAUGAGCUUGUGUUUGAUGAUGAUGAUGAUUCUUUGGGGUGGGAUGAUGUUGCUGUAGCUGCUGCAGUUGAGGAAAGUAACCAAAGAACUAGA